UCAUCACUCACGCCAUAUCCAAGAUGAAGCGAGCGCAUAAUCCUCCAAAGGCGGCGCAUAAAGCGCACAAGCGCCAGAAGCUCGAAACCGUCCCCAAGCCCUCGACGAAGAAGCAAAAGCGCAAGGUCCAAUUAAACGACCUAGGAUGGAAGACCGUAGGCAUGCCAGACCGUCUGGAGGACACCGAAGGCUUCUAUGGCUUGGAGGAGAUUGAUGACGUGGAAGUGAUCAAGGACGCGACGACCGGCAACAUCACCUUCCAGACCACAAAGACAGAGGACGAGGUUGCGAAAGACGUGGAAGCUGCUUGGAAACGAGAGGAAGAGGAAGCUGCGCGUCUGGAGAAGAUGAUUGGUCAGGAAGGGAAGGAGCUCCCAGUGGAAGACGAGGAAGCGGUAGAGGAGGAAGAGAAUGCCGAGGAAGUCACACCUGGGCAGAACGAGGCUGAGAGCGACAACGAGUCUUUUGCAGGGUUUAGCGACGAAGAGGAGCCAGCGAAGAACGGCGGCAUCGAAAUCGAAGACCUCGACCCCAAUAGCGCGGUAGAAGACGGGCGAUCAUUGAAGAAAGACAAGGCCGAGAGCAAGCCGGAGAAAGCAAAGACAAAGAAGGAGAAGAAGGCAGAGGCGAGGGCAAGGAGAGAAGAGGAAAAGAGGCUUAAGCAGAACACUGCAGCCAACGCCGGCACUAGUACGGAAACAAACCCAGACUAUGUUGAAGAAGAAGGCGUGGAAGCCACGGAAGACUUCGAGAUCUCUGGCGAAGGAGCGUUCGACAUCCUGCUGAACCAGCAGGUCGACGAUGACGAGGAAAUUGAUACAUCAGCGUGGGAGGAACUCGGUUUGUCUGAGAAGGUGAUUGGCGCGCUCGCAGGGCUGAAGUUCUCCAAGCCCAGCUCCAUCCAGGCUUCAGCGAUACAAGAGAUCAUGGCUGGCAGGGACCUCAUCGGCAAAGCCUCCACAGGUUCAGGAAAGACACUCGCUUUUGGUAUCCCAAUUGUCGAGCGCUACCUCGCCACUCGACCUGCACCGAAAGAUAAAGAUCUGAAGACACCAACCGUGCCUACUGCGUUGAUCGUUGCGCCGACCCGAGAACUUGCCCAUCAGAUCACAGCACAUUUGACUGACCUCUGCGUCAAGGGUGACUUCGACGCACCGUCAAUUGCGACAAUCACUGGUGGCCUGUCUGUACAGAAGCAGCGCCGUCAGCUUGAAAAGGCAGAUAUUGUUGUGGGUACCCCUGGACGCUUAUGGGAGGUUAUCAGCAGUGGCCAGGGCCUGUUGCGCUCCCUCAAGCAAGUCAAGUUUCUGGUUCUGGAUGAAGCAGAUCGUCUUUUGAGUCAAGGUCAUUAUCAAGAGCUUGGAGAGAUCCUCAAAGUCCUCGAUAGGGUCGACGAUGAAGAAGACGAAGAAGAGCCGACACCAGAAGUCGAACGCCAAACCCUCGUCUUCUCCGCCACUUUCCAGAAGGGCCUUCAACAGAAGCUUGCCGGCAAAGUGAAAUUUGGCAACGGCACCGGAGACAUUAUGAACAAAGCCGAUUCUAUGGAGUAUCUUCUCAAGAAGCUCAACUUCCGCGAAGAGCAACCACGCUUCAUCGACGCAAACCCCGAAUCCCAAAUGGCUAGCAAACUCCGCGAAGGCCUGAUCGAAUGUGCCGGACCAGAAAAGGACCUCUACCUCUACUCCCUCUUGCUCUUCCACCCCAACAAGCGCGCCCUUAUCUUCACAAACUCCAUCUCCGCCGUCCGCCGUCUAACCCCCUUCCUGACCAACCUUAACCUCCCCGCACUCCCUCUGCACUCAAGCAUGAUCCAAAAAGCGCGUCUCCGCUCCAUCGAGCGCUUCAAAGAGCGUCCCGGCUCCAUCCUUGUCGCCACCGACGUCGCAGCCCGCGGUCUCGACAUCCCUAAAGUCGAUCUCGUGAUCCACUACCAUCUCCCGCGUGCAGCAGACACCUACGUGCACCGCUCGGGCCGCACAGCGCGCGCCGACGCCUCCGGAUCCAGCAUCAUCAUCUGCGCGCCCGAAGAAGUCGCUGGCGUGCGCCGGCUCGUCGCGAAGGUGCACGCCCGCGCCGAGUCGGCCAAGGAGCAAACGAACAAGAAACGCGCGUACUUCAUCCGCACACUGGAUAUCGACCGGCGCAUUGUUUCGCGGCUUAAGCCGCGCGCUACGCUGUCGAAGAAGUUGGCUGAUACGGUCAUUGCGAAGGAGAAGAAGAAUAGCACAGAUGAUAUGUUCAUGCAAGCCGCCGAGGACCUAGGUAUCGACUACGAUAGUGAGGAGUUUGAGAAGGAAGCCAAGGGUAAGAAGGGGAGGGGAAGUGGAAGAAAGAAGAAAGAGAAGAACGCGAGUGAAAUGACGAAAGCGGAGUUCACGGCGAUUAGACAUGAGCUUAAGGGCUUGCUGGCUGAGCGCAUUAAUACUGGUGUCUCGGCGCGCUACCUGACCAGUGGUGGUAUCGAUGUUGAAGCGCUAAUGAAGGGUGAAGGGAAUACGGGGUUCCUGGGCGCUGUUGAUGGUUUGGGCUUUGACGACGAUGAAGAGGAGGAAGAUGAAGAAGAUGAGGGUGCUGGUGAAACUUCUGGGGCACCGAAGGUUGAAAAGAAAACGGAGGAGAAGACGAAGAAGAAGCAGAAGAGUCGGAAGAGAAAUGCUGAUGGGACGAAGAAGAAGUGGAUCCACCAUUAG
Macroventuria anomochaeta is the source of this 2693-nucleotide messenger RNA. Its product is annotated as DEAD-domain-containing protein. NCBI's taxonomy places the organism in Eukaryota, Fungi, Ascomycota, Dothideomycetes, Pleosporales, Didymellaceae. Gene Ontology annotation, cellular component: nucleolus. Gene Ontology annotation, molecular function: nucleic acid binding; ATP binding; RNA helicase activity. The record is from RefSeq and is a predicted model, not a curated record. Bases 24 to 2693 code for a protein of 889 amino acids. The transcript is spliced from 2 exons.